CAUGCCUAGAUGACAGGUCUACGCCUGACUGUAGCUCAAAUGUACUAUUUUGCUUAGUAAAUUAUUGCGCCUAUGUGUAAAAAGUAAUCGCAGAAAACGUUAUUAAUUGACAGAAAUAAGAUACCAGCAAAAGAGCUAGGUUAAACGCGACAAGGAGGCCAAUCUAUUUAUUGUACCUGUGUUCUUUCGGGGCACACGCUUUGAACUGCAUUGAACUGAUUUACACAUAGGAUGACAAGCUGCGGUAACAUAUAGAAUAAGCCUGUUCAUAUCGCCUUUAAGCAUCACAUUGAGUUAAAGUGAAUGAUGAUUUAGCACGUAAGAGGUGUUAGAAAACAAAAGGGCCAACAAUCAAUAGAGCGUGGCGGACAUUUAAGGCGUUAAUUGGUAUUAGGAAACAUCAGAAUUCUCGCGACUGCGGAUUUACGCGGAACGGUGCGUGUGAGUGUGUGAGGGCGCGCUGAAAUGCGCUCUAAUUAUAGGAAAAAAAGUUCCGCAUAUAUUUGCCUAACAAUGCUCGUGGAUAUAAACGAAUUUAUGAAGAAAUAAGCGUUCCGCAUUUAGGGGGUGAAUAGAGAAAAAGCGACGGCUGAACUGGAAGAAUUAUGUGUAAUAAUUAUGGAUAAAAGGCGUUCUGUAAAUAGCAGGAGAGGAUCGGCCGAGAUAUAAACGGAUGGGCACAUCGUUCAGGAGAGCGAAUUCAGUGCCUUUUCUUCUGCUGCUACAAAUACUACCACCGUCGCUUGUUCUGCAUAAAGAAAAAAUAAGACUGUCUGCUGCCAUCGUCAUCAUUAUUGUCAACUAUUAAAGGAAGCUAUGAUGACACUCUACGAAGAUACAGCAUCUCUCGCUCCUUUGUUGGACGUUCGACAGCAACCGACACUUAAACAACGUAAAAAGCAUCGAACCUCAUGCAAAGCCCAGUACGAUGUUUGAUGAAGAGAACCGUGUUUUACUCGAGUCCCCGAUGCAUGCUAAUCUAUUAACGAUAUAGAAAAUACUGGGCACAAAGCACUGUUCGUGAAAACCUCCCACCCAGGAUUUCGUCGGAAGAAUAAUGAAGAUUUUAUUGACGAUAGCCUUACCAGCGCUUAUUGUCAUGUUGACAACAUUUGCAAAUCCCGGAGAGUCGGGCUUGCCUUCAUGGCAAGAAUCACCUCCCCCGCACAUGAGAAUCAAUACAUUACCGUCGGACCGAGUGAUGCGGUUUCGGAGCGAGCAAUCGGCUGAUCAUUUCAAACUGCUUGAUAUAGACGGAGACCAUUUGUUAAUCGGCGCCAAGAAUAUGGUAUACAACUUGUCAGCAUCAACACUGCAGGUUCGCCGUCGUGUUGAAUGGCGUUCGUCGGAAUCCGACAUGAAAAUGUGCAAACUCAAAGGCAAAAGCCAUGAUGCCUGCCAGAACUAUAUUCGGGUUGUAGCAAAAAAAUCGCACAAUCAGAUCCUGGUUUGCGGCACCAACUCAUAUAAGCCAAAAUGUCGUGAUUACAUUUUAAAAAGUCCUGACCCAUCAGCAUCGUCUUCAACCACAGGGGGGGAGUUUAGUUUGAGCGAGGAGAAGCCAGGCGAAGGCCUUUGUCCUUACGAUCCAAAUCACAACUCAACGUUCACUUUCGCCGCUCCACUCGGCUACAGAACAGAUGGCGACCUGUACGUUGGAACUGUCGGGCAGUUUUCUGGAGCAGAUCCACUUAUCUAUCGCAAACCUCUUCGCACGGAACAGUUCAACCUAAAGCAUCUCAAUGCGCCGAACUUCGUCUCAUCAAUGUACAUUGGAUCGCAUGUGUACUUCUUCUUCAGGGAAAGUGCUGUCGAAUACAUUAACUGCGGAAAGGCCAUUUACUCGAGAGUAGCAAGAGUUUGUGUAAACGACGCGGGUGGACCGCACAAAUUUAAGGAAAGAUUUACGUCGUUUCUAAAAGCCAGGUUGAACUGUUCAGUUCCAGGGGAGAUGCCAUUCUAUUUUGAUGAAUUACAGGCAACAUCGCAAAUUAUGGAAGGAUCAUACAAUGGCGAUCGGAUCUCUUUGAUCUACGCCGUUUUAACAACACCGCAUAACUCUAUUCCGGGAUCGGCUGUGUGUGCAUUCCGAAUCAGUGACAUUUUGAAGGUAUUUGAUGGAGCGUUUAAGGGCCAAAAAGAGAAAAAUUCUAAUUGGCUUCCAGUGAUUAAUUCACGAGUGCCUGAGCCACGACCAGGCCAAUGUACCAACAGCUCCCGCUCUCUACCCGAUGUUACACUAAACUUUAUUACGAAUCAUCCUCUCAUGGACCAGGCCGUUUCAUCCUAUUUGGGCCGUGGUCCAGUCGUGGUUCACACCGGUUUCAUGUAUCGUUACACGGCCAUCGCAGUUGAUCCCCAAGUAGAAGCGGCUAACUCGAAAACAUACGACGUUCUUUUUAUCGGCACCGAUCGCGGCCAUGUUAUUAAGGUGAUCAACGUCGUUUCGCUUUCCGCAGAUCAUCAAGGUCCAGUGGUCGUUGAAGACGUACAGGUUUUUACUAACCGUCAACCGGUAACUAAUCUAGUCGUCUACAAAUCUUCAUAUGAACAGAAGCUGAUUGCCGUAAGCCGUGAGGAAGUUGUUGGCGUCCCGCUGUUCCAUUGUGGCCGGGCCAGAACUUGCGGCGACUGUGUGCGCUUACAGGAUCCCUUUUGCGCAUGGAGCACGUCGGAGCGUAAAUGUACGCAUAAAUGGCGCGGCAAGGACCGCCAUUCAGCUGUGCAAAAUAUCGAAGAGGGAUGGGACCAACGGUGCGGGGGUGGAUCUCAAGCAACCAUGCUCGAUACCUUUCGAUUGAAAAACAAUCGAGACUCGCCUCUGUCAGCAGUUUCAAUGGGGAACGGCUCGUCGUCAUCAUCUAUGUCUGCCGAUCUUCAGGACCUUUUGAACAGACGAGCUGAUCGUGAUGACCCGCUUCUCAUGCACGCCACUGGUGAUGGAACAUACAUCGCCACUGCCUCAUCAAUCGACUAUACCGGUGAGACAUUGGCGGUAUGUGUGACAACAGCUAUUGUGAGUUCGCUAGUGCUUGGCUUUAUGGGCGGAUACAUUUUCGGAUGCCGAGGGAAAGCUGAACAUCUUAUGGCGCUUGCCACCGACCCAGAGGACUACACUAGGUAUAUGGAGAUCCAGCGCGCAGCGGGCGGGGGGGGGCUCCUAGUGGGCGCUCCAGUAGUUGACCUUGGUGUUACGUACCCGGGUCACGAGCUUAAUUACACGCUAUCUCCACAUCACCAUCUCACAAACAGGCCGCUUCCACCACCGACUACUAAAAACGUAAAUCUUAUCCUCAACAAGAACGGUAAGCCGAGCAAUCACCUCGGCGCAGCUGGUGGCGACAACCCUAAUGCCAAUGUAAAUCUUGCAUCCGCGAUGACAACCUUGCAAAGACCCCAUCAGCAACAGUUAACCCCAGAUGAUAUGAAUAUUAACAUAAAUAAUACACUAUCAAGGACAACAACAUUGCAGAAGGUAAAGAAGAUCUACUUGUAGACCUCGCCGUCUAAGGACACUACCACUAAAUCAUUAACUUAUGCCUCAGUCUACGCAAACAUUGAUGACCCAAUUCGCUGCGGCCCUCAACACGGUAAUAAUUUGAUAAAAUCCAAAAGAAAGCUUAGGUGAUUAUUUUUGCUUUAGAAUAUCUUUGUGCAAUAACUCUGAGAAGAAAGAAAUGAAGAAGAAAGAUGAACGAAAGAAAAUGAAAUCUUGAAACUGAGCCCUAAAUUAGAUGAAAUAUCUGAUUGAUAUUAAAUUGCCGGCUGAACCUAAAACGACCGAAAUACGCUCUUUUCUUUUUCAGUCAUCUGUUUUGGACGUUAGAUCAUUACAGACACAGAUAGCUAAGGCCGCCUGAAGGAACACUGGAAGGCUUUUUUUAUCGUCUGCAGUAGAUCAUUAUGCUUUUUGUUUGGCAUAAAAGAUGUAUCUUGCCACCUUCAGAGAGAUUUUUUGAAUAGAUUAAAAACAUUAUACGAGUUUCUCUUGGCGUAGAAUAUACUUAUUUUAGAAUGUUCUCACACUAUCAACUCAUCAGUAUUAUUAUGUUUACUAUUACAACUAUCCUUUUUUUUCAAAUUCGUUUCUAACUAUGCUGGUACCUGUAUCCCUCUAAGGAUUUCGGGUGUUCAUUUGAACAACGACCCUAACAUAAUAGAAAGGUACAUAUCUUAUGAAUAGAAUACACAAUGUAGUCUUACAAGUACUAGACACCUAUUAGCAAUUUACGCAAGAGGUUAUACCUAUAGAUUUCACAGUGACAGACGAAUCAUGAGUUUUUAUUUUUCUGUCAAACCAUGAUCUCUGCAUUCUAGACAACUACCUAUGGCUUGUGUGUUCGUUGUUGCUUCAGAAGCGUUUUACCAAACUACAAGAAGAAUAGGUUAAAUGUUACUGUCGUACGUUUUAUGCUGCGAACCCUAUUGGUGAAAUACCGUUAGCUAGCAACGUAUGCUGCCUACCUCGAUGCCCCCUUUUACGAACCUAUGUAAAAGAUGUUGCGGAAGGGCAGCGCACGCUGCGGAAGCGAAGGGGAACAUCUGUUUACUGUUUUUUCAGCUUACAUACCCAACCGCUACAAGAUGUAAAUACUACUUGUAGUUACAUAUUCAGUUUUAGUAUGCCAAAGAUCCAAGAAGGAUGUCACCCUUGUUAUUUUCUACUUUCUACACGCUAUGACUUACUCAUUCUAGUGCUACGUCGUAUCUCCAUGGUGUCAAUUGCUCUAAAGAAAGAAUAACAGGCACUUCAGGAUAAAUGACUUACGGUUUUGCUGUUCGCCAACAAACAUUCUCGAAUUUACCGUUGCGGAUGUAGCUUUUGUGAAAAAAACGACAGCAGCGUACUGAUAAAGACAAAAGCUUAUGGAAAAUGCUUCUAAAGCUAUUUUUUUCAAAAAUAUUGUCGAUUUAACACCAUGUCAUUCUAAAAGAUACUGUCGAAUCUAGGUGGGUAAGUGUUAUUACAUUUUUCAGAUGAGUCAAUUUUUUGCAAAUUCUUCUGUCUAAUAAUAAAUAUAAAAUCUGGAGCAUAUAAUACCCAUAUGCAGUCUUUGUAAGAUUAGAAGAAAUACUUAGUGCUGAUUAAUGACUUUCUAUAGUCUAUAAAACGAACUUUUAGUUUAUUUUAAUAUAUGAACUCUUAGCUUUUGUUGUGGACCAGUUCCGCUGUUCGCAGUAAUCAUUCAUAAAUCUGCUUUUGAUAUCCGGGUUAACUUCGUGCAAUGGCUGCCACAAUAAUAAAAUAAAUAAGUAACUUAUAACCACCCAAUGGGUCAGACCGAAUAAACCGAUGACGGCGAAACUAAUGAAUAUGGCGGAGAUGUGCGCGUCUGCUAAACAGGUCAACUACGCAAGUGACGCUCGAGUGACAUAGAGCCAGCCUUUUUGCUAACGCGAAACAAUCCUAAUGAAAAGGAAAAUAUAGGUAGUGCUUAAGUAUGAACGAUAUCGUCAUCAACGAACAACGUAUUCGUCAAACACAUACCUAUAUAUGUAUACACCGGAGUACGGAAAACAGAGAGAUUUAUCUAUACGCUACGGCUACCAAAAUCACUUAUUUCAUACAUAUGUUGCCCCCAUUUUGGAUCUUCUUGAAGAUCUUCUUCACAAUUGUAUACGGAGAUCUUAUAAUUUCUAGUUAAAUAUCAAAAUACAAAUCUACGUAACAUUGAAAAACUGUGAAAGUUACACUAAUUCAACUAGGUAUGGUCAGGGAGUGCGCAAGAGUGUAUAUACUAGAUGACAUUGUAACAGAAACAGCCUGAUUUAUUUCGAUGAGUGUUACGUCAGAAGACAUCCAUAAAUUGAAAUUUCAGUGAUGGUGAGAACUGCAUGCAAUGCUUCCUAUAACCAAUAGGUGAUGGAAGCAUAUAAACUGUGAAUAUUCUCUAUCGGGAAGCAGAAUCCCUUUUCGAAAAAAUAAAAUAACGUUCAGUUACGUAAACGCAGAGCGAGCAGCAGAAAUUAGAAAACUUAUUGCCACAAUGAUAAGUUCAAAACAGUAUUUUCUAAACUCCUUUUGAAGCUGGGCCGAAAUAUACAAGAGCCGAAUUCCUAAUAUAUAUAUAGAUAUAUAUUAAAUUCAAAUCUAUCCUGGAAACAAAGCGGUAAGCCAAAUAAUUCGCUUUUGCGUUAGUUUAAAAAACCAGUAUCUUGUUUUAUGUGUGUUUUUAGCAUUUAUGGUUGUUGUUCAUUCUGAACAAGCGUUCGGAAUCACUACAAUUCGAGUCCUACUAAUUGGGGUACGUCUUUAUAGACUUCAACAGAGCUAUGAAAUAACAUGGCAACCAUACAGACAGCGAUGUACUUACUUAGCUCUCUGUAUACUUACUAACUCUAACUACUUAAUUUUCUGGCUUUUAUUUUUAUUCAGUUCGCUUUUCCUUAUUAUAAAUUUUUGACAACACUGAGAAUCUGUGUUGCCAAAGGGCCGUGUUAGCAUAAGGAGACACCUGUGGUUGCAUUUCAUGUUACACCAUCCUUCCAGAAAGUCAAAAAAUAUAUCUCAACUGUUGAUACAGGUGUAUAUGUGGUAAAUCGUAGCCAAUGCUAUCAUCGAUAGCGUUAAUAACGACAACUACAACGAAAGUUAAAUUACGUCUACUUACACGACUGACGCCGAACAAUACAUACAAGCUAUUUUCUGUUGAUCACUAUUUUAUUUUUGCAUUUUUUUAAAAACAGUAAUAAUUUUGUAAACAAUACAGUAUGUACAGGAAAAAUAACUGUCCUGAUGAUAUUAAUGUACGAAUGUUAUAAGUAUACCUUCGUAAUUAAUACAUACUUUAGGAAGCUGCUUAAGUAAUUUCGUUAAUGACAGCCAAAGACCUAUUUCGGCUUCUCUCCAACGUAGCUUUUCUUGAACGAGCAGAUUCUAUCAGAUAUUGCGCGCGUUUUUUUGAAUUCCUAGCAUCUAUCGAAAAUUCCGCUUUAAUACAGGCAACAAUAAUACUGCAACUCGCCUCGGGUUAGUCGUUCAUAUCUAAGAGGCAAAGCCACUUUAGCUCGGAAAAGAUCUCGAUCAUCGUCAGUCGGAAUCCUACACAAUCGCAUAUUACACAGUUCUCGCUAGGCAACCUUUCUGGCUAUAAGAUAGAGUUCCUUCAGCCAUAUAUAUAUAUAUAUAGGAGGUUGCUGAAAACAGAGUUUUUGGAAGGAAAACAUAUGAAGUGUUUGCAUAUCAGUUGAAAUCUCGCCUAGCGUUUUCCAUUGGCUACUGUACUCUAGACCACCUACUCAUUUACGAUUAUCGCCUUCCCUCCGCUGGUAUCACACAAAUUGUAUGCAAUCUAUCUUAGAUUUACUAAUCCUCGUGAAAUAAGGUUGGUCGCGGCCUUCUAACAACCGUAAUACCAAUGCAGUAUUAACACGGUCUGCCAUUACAAUGGCAAUAUGAGUACUUCCAUCGAAAAGCGAGGUCAUUUUUUGAUAAUGUGUCCUGCGUAUAUCCACAGGCUAAACUCAGGAGUGAACGCUUCCACCGAAGAGUGAAAAUGUAUAUGUAUUUCAGUUCUAUUUCGCAUUUAGCAAAUCUAAUUUGGUUGCAACAACGCUCAUACACCAGUAUAUUCGGAAACAUGAUCGUUGCACAUUUCUGGGAAAGCGUCAAAAUUUUUUUAUGCUUUGUACCAAAAUCCAACCGACUUUAAUCUUUACUGUGCAUGGUAGUCGAGGCUUAAAGUACAUUGAGACACUGGGUAGUGUAUAGUAUUAUGAAUGUGUAGGACUUAUCAAAAACUUAAUGAACUCGUUUGCCAAACUGAUCAUACGUAUGUCCAGGUAUUAGAAACGCACAUUGUCUAAAUGGUUUUUUUUCGAGGAACUAGCGCAGCUUCAACUGAAUAAAUGUCGAUUGAAUGCGCAUGAUGAUACAAGACGCUACCUAAAUAUCUACUAUAUCUUUUAUAGCCUAUUAUAUCUUUUAUCAUGAUUGUAAUGUAUACAUCACAUAUAGCAACACUCCUACCCUUAUCACUUGGUUAUGUAAAAUAAUAUUUUAUUGUUAUUUUUGGUACAGAGCGAUAUAUAAAUGCGAAACAUGGAUUAUUAUAUUAGAGAGUAAGGCACCAGUACUCAUCAUGGCAGUAUUUUUCAAGCAAGGACUGUGAUAAGCUGCAAAACAGUAUAAAUAACGUAGAAUAAUAAAGAAGGAUAGAAAGGCCGACGAUGAUGUCACAAAGGAUUUGGUAUUAGGUCAGUCAGUAUGAACUGGAAGAAGGGUCAACCCUAAAUUUUAAAAUGGUGCGUUAUUUUGCACGAGUGCGACAUUUCGUGGUGCGUUUUUUGUUUUCGAAACGCGUUUGUACUCGUCGGAAUCUGAAAGCGUUCAUUCAAAUGUGGUCACGUAAACUUUUAGCAGACGACUUGUAAUGGACUAUGCAAGAUCAGAGUGUUUGAGCCAUUCACAAAUAUAAGCUUCGUCUUGAUGUUACAGAGACCGAAAGAACUUGCCGUAAAAACCUUGUAUUCAAUAAAAUCCCUACUUACUAAAGAAAGCACGGUGAACCAUUGAUUCAAAAAUUUUAGUUCAAACAAAAAAAUUCGUCUUUAAUUUAAAAAUUCGUCUUCGUGCAAACUUAUACAACAGAGUUGUGGCAAAACUUAUUCAGCUGAAGCUUAAGAGCUAGUAUUUAUGUACAGUCAGUUUUGGUGUACAUAAAAAUACCAUACUCGUUAAUCGUUACAGCUGCCUUAUGGUGUCUAUUGCACUUAUCAUUUAUUACAGCUGCAUAAGUUGUGGUAUGUUGAUUAUGACUAAACUUUACACAAUAGGACCAGGUGAAGAAAGAACUAGGUAUCAAACAGCAAGGAGUAUCGAAUAGGGCUAAACCACCCCUAUUGCCUGACCUAAAGUAUGGUGGCGAAAAUGCCGCAGUUGCAACUGGCGAGGCCUCGAAUCAUGUACGUGUGGACCUCAACAGACUUUGCUCCUAUAGGUUUCUUUUUUCAAGACCUUGACAAUUGAUUCCUCUAUAUAAAAAUCGUCAGAAUUUGGUAUAAAAAUAUCGUUUUGAAACUUCAUACAUAUACUGUUUUGACGCAUACUUUUCGAGCAAAGGUUAUUAUUCAAAAAAAAAGGGCUAUAUUAUCAUUUAAAUAGCAGAAGGCUAUAAAUCGAUUGAGGAUUUAAAAAUAUAUAGUUUUUUUUAGUUUCAGUUUAGAAACAGUUUAGUAUCUCCUAGUUUAGACUCACUCGUACAACAUAGUACCUGAAAGACGUAAAAACAUUUAAUGGUAAGUCUCUUGUCAAAACUAGUUCGUUCUUUCAGAUCGGAUAUGCUUGCCAAAGGAUUAGCUUGCGUAGCUUGACGACUUUGUGUUGGCUAACAACUUUGGUGAAAAUAUAGGACAAACUGAAAUUCUUAAUUAAGCUCUAGUGAAGAAUAUAGCAAUUAGAUAAAAAAACAAGCGUAAGCCGUGCCUCAUCAUCAAGCAGAGAUUCCCUUUACCCCUACUAUUCGGACAAAAUCGUAUACAAACUAGCGAUUAGGUAACAAUGUCUGUGAUGGAAAUAAGUCGAACACUGGCUGCGGGUGUCUCGCGCAGAUG
Varroa destructor (honeybee mite) is the source of this 9552-nucleotide messenger RNA. RefSeq names its product semaphorin-1A-like. Gene Ontology annotation, molecular function: semaphorin receptor binding; chemorepellent activity. Gene Ontology annotation, biological process: semaphorin-plexin signaling pathway; positive regulation of cell migration; neural crest cell migration. Gene Ontology annotation, cellular component: plasma membrane. Lineage: Eukaryota; Metazoa; Arthropoda; Arachnida; Mesostigmata; Varroidae. The record is from RefSeq and is a predicted model, not a curated record.